Sesamum indicum (sesame) is the source of this 3515-nucleotide messenger RNA. RefSeq lists its product as uncharacterized. Lineage: Eukaryota; Viridiplantae; Streptophyta; Magnoliopsida; Lamiales; Pedaliaceae. Gene Ontology annotation, molecular function: phosphatidylinositol binding. The record is from RefSeq and is a predicted model, not a curated record.
GCGCGAGCGAGGCAGAAGUAACCGAAAACUCCGGCUAAGAAACGAUCCGAAAAUCUUAUACCAAAUUCAACAAUUUGGUUCGGAAGAGUUGAUGAUUUUCUUGGGGGAAUUUCCAAGGGAUUACGAGGAUUUGUUAAUGUUUUUAGUUUCUUCCUUCUGAUUAUAAGAUUUAUUUUUUCAUUCAAUUGUUAGUUAUUGUACAUUAGAUUAUGUUUUAGUUGACGAGAAGAUCUUAUCACUCGAGAAUUAUGAAGAACGCAAUGGAUAAUUUACAAGAUCUGAUCCAGGAAGUCAAGCUUCGGACGGUCUGGUGGAUUCUCUGUAUAUUCUCGGUGUCUUAUUUCUUGACACAUACUAGUAAAUCAAUGCUAAUGAAUAUUCCCAUAGCUGUGCUCUUGGUUUCUGGACUAAGAAUAUUGUUUAAUGAGGUGGAGUUCCGGUGGAAAGACCGGAGUAUCAGACCAACAUCCUACUUGUCACACUUAGAAAAGAAGCAGCUAUCUGUGAAUGAUUCUCGUCUUACUUCCCUGCCUCCUGCAAAAAAAUGGAAGAGAAACAUAGAUUCCCCUGUUAUAGAAGCAGCCAUUGAGGACUUCAUCAACAAAAUCUUGCAUGAUUUUGUCUUAGAUUUGUGGUAUUCAGAUAUUACACCUGACAAAGAGGCACCAGAGCUGAUACGUGCUAUAAUCAUGGAUGUCCUUGGUGAAGUAUCUGGAAGAAUCAAAGAAGUGAACCUUGUUGACCUGUUGACAAGGGAUGUGGUAGACCUGAUAGGAGAUCAUUUUGAACUUUUUAGAAGAAACCAUAUUGCUAUUGGCACAGAUGUUAUGGGCACAUUGUCUUCUGAAGAAAGGGAUGAAAGAUUGAAGCAGCAUCUACUGGCCUCUGAGGAGCUGCAUCCUGCUUUGAUAUCUCCAGAGUGUGAGUACAAGGUAAUUCAGCAGCUUAUGGGUGGGCUUUUAGCUGUUGUGUUAAGACCAAGGGAAGCACAAUGCCCUUUAGUUCGAUGCUUUGCUCGUGAGUUCCUAACUUGUUUGGUAAUGCAACCAAUAAUGAAUUUCGCUAGCCCAGGGUAUAUUAAUGAGUUGAUUGAGUAUAUAAUUCUGGCCUACAAUGACUGGUCCAAGGUUUUUUCCACUGAUCAACCACCUAAUCCUGAGGGUCAUAACUGUGACCACACUGUUUCUGAAGAAAAUGGUUCCAACAACCAAGGGAGUGAUGCCUCUUUAUCUCGGUUCGAUGAUAACAGGGAACUAGACUCUGGUGCCCUGGGAAAUCUCUUGCCUAGUACAAUGCAGGAUGAACACAUACAUCCACGGCCUGCUGACUGGGCAAAAGUGUUUGAUGCAGCAACUCAGAGAAGAACAGAAGUUCUUAUGCCUGAAAAUCUGGAAAACAUGUGGACCAUAGGAAGACACUACAAAAAGAAACUCCAAAAGAAGGCUUCUGCAGAACUUCAAGCCCCUGAAGUUACAAGUUCAGUAACCGUCGUAUUUCCUAGAAAAGAUUUGGUGACUGAAAUAGCAAAACAGAAGCCUGAAACAUCUAUUGAAGUAGAAGGUAAAGCUUCGAAGCAACUAACACCCUGGCUCGAACAAGAUACUCGACCUACCGAUCACAGUAUUGAUGCCUUGAGCAGGUCACAAGAUCUCAACAAGAAGGUGUGUCCAGAGGGAGGCUGUACUGCUAAUAACCUGGAGAACAAUGACGAUGUUGUUUCCCCUGAAAACAGAAAUAAACUUAAAAGAUCAAAUAGCACUUCUGAUUUAGAAGUUCAGUUGAACCUUGUUAAUGUGUUUACUAGUCAAACCAGUACACCCUUCUUUACUGAAUCCUGUGGUGCAGAUGUUAAUAAGUCUAAUGUACAAGGUGAAGUACCACAUGCUCCAAAGUUGAGAUGUCAGGUUGUUGGAGCAUACUUUGAGAAACUUGGCUCAAAUUCUUUUGCAGUUUACUCAAUUUCUGUUACUGAUGCUGAGAACAACACUUGGAUUGUGAAAAGAAGAUAUCGGAAUUUUGAGAGAUUGCAUAGGCAUCUUAAGGACAUUCCUAAUUAUACACUACAUUUGCCGCCCAAAAGGAUAUUCUCUUCAAGUACAGAGGAUGCUUUUGUUCAUCAGCGCUGUAUUCAGCUUGACAAGUAUCUCCAAGAACUCUUGUCAAUUGCCAAUGUUGCUGAGCAACAUGAAGUUUGGGAUUUUCUAAGUGCCUCGUCCAAGAACUACUCAUUCGAGAAAUCGCCAUCUGUAAUGACGACUCUGGCAGUUAAUGUGGAUGAUGCCGUGGAUGAUAUUGUACGCCAGUUCAAAGGGGUUUCCGAUGGCAUAAUGCGGAUGGUGGCUGGAUCACCCUCCUCUUCUCAUGAACAAGCCUCUCCAAUGGCCAGCAGAAACCUGUCCUGGAAUGCUGAUGAUAUGAACAAAUUGACUGUGAGGCAAAGUACCUCAGAUUCGCUCAACAGUUUUUCUGAUAAUGAGGAAGGUGAUAAAGAUGCAAACCAUGGGCAACAGGAAAUAGAAUCUUCUGCCCAAGCGAACGAGUCGCACUCAGACAAUGAAUUGAAAGAGGAUCCAACAGGGGUUCCUCCAGAGUGGGCGCCACCAAAUUUAACUGUUCCAGUUCUUAAUUUAGUUGACAAAAUAUUUCAGCUCAAACGAAGAGGCUGGCUAAGGAGGCAGGUCUUUUGGAUAUCAAAGCAAAUAUUGCAGUUAGUCAUGGAGGAUGCAAUUGAUGACUGGCUCUUAAGGCAAAUCCAAUGGCUCCGCAGAGAGGAUGUCAUAGCACAAGGGAUUCGGUGGAUCCAGGAUGUUCUCUGGCCUGGUGGAACAUUCUUUAUGACUAUGCGCAUUCAAAAGAAACUAAGUGGUACUCAAGCUAAUCAGGGAUCACAAACUACAGAGCAACAAGGUGGGAAGACAGUCACUCAACCAGAAUCUUUUGAGCAACAGCUUGAAGCUGCUCGCAGAGCUAGUCACGUGAAAAAGAUUAUCUUCAAUGGUGCUCCAACCGCUUUGGUCAGCUUGAUUGGGGCUAAGCAGUAUAGACGAUGUGCUAGAGAUAUUUACUAUUUCCUUCAGUCUACAGUUUGUUUGAAGCAACUUGGUUAUGGAAUACUGGAACUUGGUCUAAUAACAAUAUUUCCAGAAUUGCGUGAUGUUGUGAGGAAUAUCCAUGAAAAGAUGCAUAUACAUCCUUCCGACAACUGAAUUUUGCUUUUCUCCAUCUCACUAUGUUAACGUGGCUAGCCUGAGCGUGAGCGCUCUAUUGACAUUGGAUGAGUGAAAGAAAAUAGGAUUAUCAUAUGAUUAUAUGUUUGUUUGUUAGUAAAUAGGAGCAGAGGCGUGUAAGUCAUAAUAGCUUAGCAUAGUUUCAUUGGUGGAAAUGUCAACAAGAAGUUGUUUCUGCGCUUGGUGUAGUACAGAAGUUUCUGCCGCAGCCAGAGGCUUUCUUCAAUUUUGUGAAGGGUAAAGUGUAGGAAUCCAAUACAACUAAUAUUGUAUCUACUAGUUGAAAAU